Molecule: messenger RNA, 1055 nt
Organism: Leopardus geoffroyi (Geoffroy's cat)
Lineage: Eukaryota; Metazoa; Chordata; Mammalia; Carnivora; Felidae
Product: olfactory receptor 1030-like
Exons: 1
Coding region: 117-1055 (312 amino acids)
Biological process (GO): G protein-coupled receptor signaling pathway; sensory perception of smell
Cellular component (GO): membrane
Molecular function (GO): G protein-coupled receptor activity; odorant binding; olfactory receptor activity
Source: RefSeq, a predicted model, not a curated record
UUACAAGCUUCAGACUAGAACUAUCAGAUGACAUGAUGGGGGUAACAGAUGCUUGACCAAAGACAUGCAUCUCUAUUUGCUUUCUUUCAGUCCCCAUUUGAAGCCGAGCACACACAAUGUUACAGACAAACUACACAGCAGUGACUGAGUUUAUCCUCCUGGGACUGACAGGUCGAGCCGAGUUGCAGCCUGUCCUUUUUGUGGUCUUCCUGGUCAUCUACCUUAUCACAGUAGUUGGCAACGUGAGCAUGAUUUUGUUAAUCCGAAGUGACUCAAAACUUCACACGCCCAUGUACUUCUUCCUCAGCCAUCUCUCCUUUGUGGAUCUCUGUUACGCUACCAGUGUCGCUCCGCAGAUGCUGGUUCAUUUCUUAUCCAAGAGAAAAGCCAUUUCCUUCCUUGGUUGCCUUCUACAGUUCCACUUUUUCAUUGCCCUGGUGAUCACGGAUUAUUAUAUGCUGACGGUGAUGGCUUACGACCGCUACAUGGCGAUCUGCAACCCCUUGCUGUACGGUAGCAAGAUGUCCAGAUGUGUCUGCCUCUCUCUUGUUGCUACGCCUUAUAUUUACGGUUUUGCAAAUGGCCUGGCACAGACCAUCCUGAUGCUUCGCCUCUCCUUCUGUGGACCCAAUGAAAUCAACCACUUCUACUGUGCGGACCCACCUCUCAUAGUCCUUGCCUGCUCGGAUACGUAUGUCAAAGAAACUGCCAUGUUUGUGGUGGCUGGUUUCAAUCUCACAUGCUCUCUUGCCAUCAUUCUCAUCUCCUACAUUUUCAUUUUCACGACGAUUCUGCGCAUCCGUUCUGCAGAGGGGAGGCGCAAGGCCUUCUCCACCUGUGGGUCCCACUUGACGGCUGUCACCAUCUUUUAUGGGACGCUAUUCUGCAUGCACCUGCGACCCCCUUCCGAGGCAUCUGUAGAACAGGGGAAAAUUGUCGCAGUUUUUUAUAUCUUUGCGAGCCCUAUGCUAAACCCUUUGAUCUAUAGCCUGCGGAACAAAGAUGUUAGACAAGCAAUCAGGAAAGUUGUCCAAAAGAAAUUACUUUUUAAAUAG